AUGUCUUGUCUUGAAGCGCUGUGUACACGUCUGUCUUGUGUUGAGGUGCACUGUCACUCUGUCAUCAGUGAGUGUCAGGUCACCACUGACACUGUCAACUGGACUGUGUCAGGUUCAUGUCGUGUGCAGGAGGCUUUUUCCUCUGACAACGUCUACAGCUGCAGCUGGACACUGAGCGAUCAAAUAUCUGGAUCGUUGAGUGAAGAUCGUGAGCGAUGUUUGUUUACACAACAAUUGCCAAAAGUCGUGGACAAGUACACCUACAACGUGUCUGUAUUUCCUCCUGCUACCAGCGAGUCUCCGCAAACCAUUGAAAUAGCUUCUCCAGGUGACCUGUCCAUAUUCUGCCCUCGUGUUGUGCUGUUAGGAAGCAGCUUUGUCGUUGCCUGCGAGACAGAGACUGCCGGCAGUCCCUCCGCCAUUGUCCGCCUGGAGGGAGAGAAGGACAGACAGAAGGUGAUCAGAUCUGUUCCACGGUCAGCCAAUGGCACGCAGUUCAGAUGUCACGUGACCUGGGGAGGAGACACAAACAGCACCAGCUACUACACACUGCUUGUGGCAUUGUACAAACCCUCCAUAGACGGCCCGGACAUCGUCUCAAUCCGCAGCUCGUCUCCUAGCAACAGCGCAAACACUUCGCUCGUCUGCUCAGCUUCAGAAGCGUACCCCGCAGUUAUCUACUCUUGGCAGGGAGCAUGCGCAGAAGUGACAACAAGUGUAGAUGGCAGCACGUGCCUCGUGUCUCGGCCAAUCAGUGACACCGAUGUGAUCACAUGCACAGCCGUCAACUCCCUGUUUGACAUCUCUGUGACAACAUCCUACAGUCCUGGCCUCACAGGAACUCAUUCUCUAAUAGCUGCAGCUGUUGGUGGAGCUGCUGCUGGUGUCAUUAUCUUGACUGCUGUCAUCGUUGUCGUCGUUCUCUAUAUUUUAAGAAAACGAAAAGAUGCAAUGUACGCCAGCACCACUAUGGGCAGAGAAGAGCCGCAUCCUUACAUGGACCUAGAGAUGAGAGGUCAAGGUCACUGUGAAACAGCUCCAACGUCUUCAGACUUACACUGAACAGUCACGUGGCCAGGGUAUGUGGCAGUCGUUGGAAAAUGUUUUACAUUUUUCUUCUGUUGAUGUAAGAUUCUAUUGAUAAAUUAUUAAGUAUUAUAAAGAUACUAAGUUAUACAUGUAUCCCAAUUUAUACCGGUCUUUAGUACUUGGUCAGUAACAUACAGACAACAUAAUUAACAUACAUUAAUGAUUUGUUUCAUCUGACAAUAAUCUGGCCUUCAGUUGACAGAAAAGGGGUUAAAAUUGUGUACAGUGGUACAUAAGCUUACAUUGAACAUUCUGAGUAUAAUGGAAAGUGUUCAGUUUUCCUGGGUGCGACUAUAUAAGUUUUUCUGCAAUGUUAAUUUAACUUUUGAGUGAAAUUCUUCUACCUUGAAUUCAUUAUUGUAAUUCAUGAUCGUUGUCAUUUAUUUUCGAUUCCUCUCUAUAUAUAAUCUGUGAGAGAGAAAGCAGAAAUUCAGUUUCUUAUAAAGAGCCGCAUUUUGCCUUUAUAUAAAAUGUAAACACAUUUUGUUGCAAAAUACAUUAUAGAUGUGAAUUUCAAUGGUGAUUAUCAGACUUGUUUUGAUGAAAUAAGUAAAAAUCAGUUUAAAUAUUUUGUAUUAAUUUGUGGUGUACAUGUCUGUGUAGGUAUAAGAGCUUAUGUGAUUAUUAUUUUAUUUUGUUUUAUAAAUUCCAUUACCGUCACAGUCGGUUUUCUGAAAAAGAAACUUUACUGACAGAUUCUGUGAGUUCUGCAGAAAAGAGGGUUCAGACUGAAGGUUGUGGGCAGGAUACGGAUUUCGUUUUCCUUUCUUUUAGUCAAACACUAGAGGACAGGGCGGUGUCUGAACAUCAACAUGAAGCACAGUCUGUCAUCUAUUAUCUCCACAGGACUGCAAACCUCACGACUUGUCACAUGAGAUGUCUGACAUUUUAGUUUCAAUCUUGAGUCGACAAAACGAGGACAUGUCCUCAUCCCGUGUCUCGCCGGACCUGUUGACAGUUGACUACAGACAAGUACCCGGAUGUGAGGUGACUGGCAGUAAUGAUAACCUGUUAGCAGCACUUGAAAUUAGAACAGUUAAAGCCUCACUAAUUAACUCUUCAAGUCCAUUUGAAAGACGUAGGAACAUGUGCUACAAGUGUCUGUGUAUUCAAACUUGUUUUGUUGUUUACAAGAAGUGUUUCAUACUAGGUUAAAGCAAAACAAAGCAGGGAAACAUUGUGUGGUACUUCAACUGAUAACCUUCUCAAUUUUACUGUGUGUUUUUGACCCUGACUCGAAUAACAUGAAAUAUGUAGGUAUGUGAAUGCUAGGUAUUCAAUAUGUAGCUGAGUAACACACGCGGUUUGUACUGUUUACUCAGCGCUCAAAGCUCAGCCUAAAACCACGGUAACAGCUUCAGCUCUACACAAUUAGUAAAACUACUAUUACAAUCUUCAUUAUUGUGACAUCUUAUUCCAGCGGUUCUCAACCUUUUACAUGUGACGACCCACCUGACGAACACCGGUACGUCCGCGACCCCCUUAGCCAGGCCGG
Messenger RNA from Pomacea canaliculata, 2584 nucleotides. RefSeq lists its product as uncharacterized. The transcript has 7 exons. The coding region runs from base 1 to 1062 and encodes 353 amino acids. The record is from RefSeq and is a predicted model, not a curated record. Lineage: Eukaryota; Metazoa; Mollusca; Gastropoda; Architaenioglossa; Ampullariidae.